UACACUGGGGUUAGUCAUGUUUGCGGCAGCAGAGACGUGAGAGGAGGUAUUGAAGUGAAUGAAUCGCAGCCUGACGCUGAUCGCCUCCUGACUCGCUGUGGUUGUAGGAGCGGAAUAAGCGGAUCGACCGAUUUGAAAGAGAUCACCAGGAAGAACCGGGGAAGCGAGGGUUGCGCGGAUUUUUACAUGUCAAACAUUUCUUUACAGUGACAUUUUUUUUUGCGCGCUGGAGUGGGAGGACGCUUACAAUUUGUAAUGCUGAAAUAUGAGAGAACGGAACCGGGGCGGGUGAAGGCACAUGGGAGAGGACUGUCCGUGUACUCUGGGCUCUAAAAGAAAAAAAAAAACACGGUUUGCUUGGAACUGGAUUUUGCGAAGUGGGAUGAUUAUUACAAAAAGUUGAUCUUUGUGUUCCGGACGAAGCUCUGCACACCUAUCACGGCAACCAACCUCAAUGGAUAGAUAGACUGAGAGGGCUGUAGACGCAGACUGUUCAACUUUCAUUUAUCUUUUCAUUAGAGUCAAAAGUUCCAGCCUCCUUCAGAGGAGAGAGCCGAUAUCCUGCAGUAUCUCGGUUACUGGGGCCAAAAUGUUGCGCUUGUCUUUGACAGCUUUGAGCCUUUCAUGGACUUUGUUGAUCUGCAACGUGAGCAGAAGUUAUGCACAAGAAAGACAGGGUUAUUUGGUUGCUGCACCCUCAGUGUUUCGAGCAGGCGUGGAGGAGAGCGUGAGCAUAACCAUCUUCAAUGCAAAAGCAGAAACCCGCGUCCAGGUGCAGUUGUCGGUAAAAGGACAGGCGGUGGUCCACAGCCACGGCUCAGUGCUCGACAAAGGCACCGUCAAACUAAAGGUUCCCUCUGGGCUAAGAGGUCAGGCCCAUCUGAAGGUAUGGGGGAACCGUCACCUCACAGAGGGAGGCUACAUCUUCCACAACUACACCACCGUCACAGUGGAGAACAAGGGCACAGCUGUCUUCAUCCAGACUGACAAGCCCGUCUACAAACCCAAACAUAAAGUGCUGAUCAAUGUCUACACGGUCACUCCCAGCCUAAGGCCAGUAAAUGACAAGAUUGAGGCAUAUGUUUUGGAUCCUAGAGGAUCCAGGAUGGUCCAGUGGAAGGGUCUCAAAUCUGUCUGCUGUGGGGUUGUGAACAUGAGUUUCCCUCUGUCUGACCAGCCCAUGUUUGGAGAUUGGUUUAUCUUUGUGGAGGUGCAGGGCCACACCUAUAACAAGUCAUUUGAAGUGCAGAAAUACGUGAUGCCCAAGUUUGAGUUGGUGAUAGAUCCACCACACUACAUCCGUGACCUGAACUCGUGCGAGCAGGCCACUGUCAGGGCCAGGUAUACCUUUGGGAAACCAGUGACAGGGAAGUUGACAGUGAAUAUGACAGUGAAUGGAGUGGGCUACUACCGUCAUGAGAUGGGCCAUCCUGUGAUUAAAAACAUGGAGAUCAAAGGCUCUGCAAACUUCAGCUUAUGUGUCAAGGACAUGAUGCCCUUGGAUGUAGCAGAUCACUUCAGGGGCACGGUGAGCAUUUGGGCGUCGGUGACCAGCAUAGAUGGAAGCAGGCAAACCACAUUUGACGAUUCAACACCCGUCCACAAACAGCUCAUCGACAUCAAGUACUCCAAGGACACACGCAAACAGUUCAAACCUGGUCUGCCUUAUAAAGGGAAGAUUGAGGUGACCUACCCUGACGGGAGCCCUGCUGAUGGGGUGAGGGUGCGUGUUAAGGCAGAGCUGACCCCCAAGGACAACGUCUACACCAGUGAACUAAUCUCUAAGGAUGGCCAGGCCACCUUUGAGAUCCCCUCCAUCCCCACUGCCGCCCAGUACGUCUGGCUAGAGACCAAGGUGACAUCUAUAAACGGAAAGACAGUAGGAGAUCAGUACCUGCCCAGCUACCUGUCCAUCAGUAGCUGGUACUCUCCCAGCAGGUGCCACAUCCAGAUCCAGAGUCCCAGCACUGCACUCAAUGUUGGCCAAGAGGCAGAAGUGGCUCUUAAAUCCACCUGUCCCUGUAACUUCACUCUGCACUAUGAGGUGACAUCCAGGGGGAACAUCAUCCUAUCAGGCCAACAGCCAGCCAACAUGACAGCCUCACACCGAGAAAAAAGGGCUACAGUCACCUUUGACAAAAACAUUCACACCACCCACCUGCCUCCUUCUGCCUCCGGCGUUGCAGGCUCCUCCUCCCAGGCUGAGAUGGACAGCUGUGUGACCUAUCUACAUUUCCCUGUUAGCCACAGCAUGGCACCCCUCAGCCGUCUGCUGGUCUUCUAUGUGAGGGAAAAUGGCGAGGGUGUCACAGACAGCCUGCAAAUCCCUGUCCAGCCUGACUUUGAGAACCAGGUGUCUGUUUCCCUGUCAACUAAUGAGUCCAUGCCAGGAGACCCGGUGACCCUGCAUGUCCGGGGAGAGAGGGGCUCCUGUGUUUGUGUGGCCACUGUGGAUAAGAGUCUUUACUUGUUAAAGCCUGACUUCCAGCUCAGUCCUGACAAGGUGUUUAAAGAGCUGGCAGAUUUUGAUGUUUCAGAUGCCUUCGGCAUUCCUAAAGAUGACGGACAUUUCUGGUGGCCGGGGCUGUCAUCAAAGAGACGAAGACGCUCCUCUGUGUUUCCGUGGCACUGGGACAUCACCAAGGAUGCACGCUUCGCUUUCACAGAAUCAGGACUGGUUGUGAUGACAGAUAUGGUGAGUUUAAACCACCGGCAGAGCGGAGGCAUGUACACAGACGAGGCUGUUCCUGCCUUUCAGCCACACACCUCCACCUUAGUGGCUGCCAUGCACUCUCGCCCCACAACCAGAGCAGAGAAGCGGAGGCGUACAUUUUUCCCAGAGACUUGGGUGUGGCACUGCCUCAACGUCAGCUCUGAAACCGGAGAAGCUGAGCUGCGACUGGACGUGCCGGAUUCAAUCACCACAUGGGUGACAGAAGCUGUUGGCCUGUCUGAAGAGAAGGGGCUGGGCUUAGCAAAGAGAGCGGAGCUUCGUACCUUCAAGCCCUUCUUUGUUGACUUUACGUUGCCCUACAGCUUAAUCAGAGGGGAGCAAACCAAAGUUCCCCUCACUGUCUACAACUACCUGCCAACGUGCUCUGAGGUUCAUGUUAAAGUAUCAGUUCCAAAAGGCAUCAAGUUUGUUGGCCAUCCUGGAAGGCACCACCUUACCAGGAAGAAGUGUGUCGCGCCAGGAGAGGCUACUCCCACAUCCAUUGUAUUGUCUUUCACUGAACUGGGAUCUGCUAACAUCACAGCUCGUGCCAUUGCCUACAGUGAACCAAGCUGCUGUUCAGAUGGACUCCAGACAGGGAAAACAGCCAAUGAUGUGGAGGACAGAAGGAUCCCAACUGGCCUGGACUAUGUUCGCAGGACUGUCCUGGUGGAGCCAGAGGGCCUGCCCAGAGAAUACACCUACAGUGUCUUCUUCUGUCCCAAUGAGAGGAUCCACAUUUCCACUCCCAACAAAUAUGAGUAUCAGUAUGUGAAAAAGCCGGCCAAGAUGAACCAGUUCCAGGUUGCAGUGAAGACCCACAACGAUGCCCAUUUUGCUCUCUCUGCCAGCCCCCACGACAGUGCAGAGAUGCUAGAGAUCGUACUUGGGGGAAGGCAAAACACUCGCUCCUGGAUCUCCUUGGGCAAGAUGGGCGAGCCCCUGGUCAGUGCCUCCACACAAGGCAUCCUCUCCUGGGACGAAUUCCGCAGCUUCUGGAUCAGUUGGAAGGGAGGCGUGGUACAGGUAGGACAUGGUUUACAUCCAUCCAAUGAGUCAGUGAUCCUCCACUGGGCGGGCCAGUUCCCCGGACAGGUGCGCCACAUAGGCUUCUCAACAGGCUGGGGCUCAGUUGGAGAAUUUAAGAUCUGGAGGAAAGAAGACUCUGAUGAGAACCACAAUGAGGCCUUCACUCUGGGGGUCCCUCACAACAUGGUUCCUGGAUCUGAAAGGGCCACUGCAUUUAUGAUUGGGGAUGUCAUGGGGCCAACUCUUAAUAACUUGGACAAGCUGUUGCGGCUGCCAUUUGGAUGUGGGGAGCAGAACAUGAUCCACUUUGCCCCCAAUGUCUUUGUUCUCAAGUACCUGCAGAAGACCAGGCAGCUCAGCCCUGAGGUUGAGAAUGAAGCAACUGACUAUUUGCUGCAAGGCUACCAGAGACAACUGACCUACAAACGGCAGGAUGGAUCCUACAGUGCCUUCGGAGAGAGGGAUUCCUCUGGCAGUAUGUGGUUGACAGCAUUUGUGCUGAAGUCCUUUGCUCAAUCUCGAGGUUUCAUCUUCAUCGACCCCGAGGAGCUUCGAGCAGCCAAGUCCUGGCUCAUCAAGCAUCAGAGGGAUGAUGGCUCCUUCCCUGCCAUGGGACGCAUCCUCAACAAAGACCUGCAGGGAGGGAUCCAUGGGAAGAUCUCACUUACGGCCUAUGUGGUCGCAGCUCUCUUGGAGACGGGAAUAACAACAGAGGAAGAGAAGGUGGCAGUGGCCAAAGCCAAGGAUUUCCUGGAGAGCAACACCUACUCUGCCGAUGACCCAUACACCACGGCCCUGUCUGCAUACGCCUUGGCUCUGCUACGCAGCCCUUACGCCCCGCUGGCCUUGCGCCGCCUCAACCACAUGGCCAUCACUCAAGAUGGACUCACCCACUGGAGUCUGACAGGCAGCACUAUGACGGAUGAGGACACUUUCAUGGGAUUCAGUGAUGGCCUCUCUCAGUCAGUGGUGUCAGCAGAGGUGGAGAUGACAGCCUAUGGUCUACUGACCUACACCCUCCUGGGGGAUGUGGCUUCUGCCUUGCCUGUGGUCAAAUGGCUCUCCCAGCAAAGGAAUGCCUUGGGCGGCUUCUCCUCCACACAGGACACGUGUGUGGCUCUGCAGGCUCUGUCAGAGUACGCCAUCCUGUCCUAUGUGGGAGGGGUCAACCUCACCAUCUCACUGGCCUCCACCAACCUUGACUUCCAGGAGACCUUUGAACUCAACAGGGACAACAAGAAGCUCCUCCAGAGUGCCAAGAUCCCCAGUAUCCCCACAGGCCUUUUUGUGAGCGCUAAAGGAGAAGGCUGCUGUCUCAUGCAGAUCGAUGUGUCUUACAACGUACCUGACCCAGUGUCUAAGCCAGCCUUCCAGCUCAAAGUAGACCUGAAAGAGCCUUUUCAGGAGCGUCACCUGCAGGCCCCCUCCUCGUCUUCCCGCCAUCCCUCGUCGCGCUCUAGGAGCCGUGCUGACAACCGCUCUGAGCUCAACCGGAAGCGGCGGGCACCCAUCGAUGACGACGACCCAGCAGCCCACCAGGACAAAAUGGACUUCCACAUCUCCCUUGAAGUUUGUGCCAGGUGGCUCCAUUCAGGCUCAUCCAACAUGGCCGUUAUAGAAGUUCCCAUGAUUUCCGGUUUCCGAGCAGAUGUGGAAAGUCUAGAAAGGUUGCUGAUGGAUAAGAGAGUGGGUCUAAAGAGAUAUGAGCUGAGUGGGAGAAAAGUGUUGUUCUACUUUGAUGAGAUUCCCAGCCAGUGUAUGACGUGUGUGGCCUUUCAAGCUGUCAGGGAGUACAUUGUGGGCAAGACAGCGCCUGUUCCGGUCAAGAUCUAUGACUACUACGAACCAGCCUUCGAGGCCACCCGGUUUUACAACGUUAGCGAGAGCAGUCCGCUAGCACGGGAGCUGUGUGAUGGACCUACUUGCAAUGAGGUGGAGAGUUCAACCAAUCAGUGGAUAGGUUUUGUGCAGGCAAACCAGUGCAACAAUGUGUUUGGCUGUCUGGAGGAGGAGCAGUUUGAGCGGUGCACUUGCUACAGGGACUGUGGUUACGACGGGGAGCCAGUUUGUGGGUCAGAUGGGCAGCUCUACCAGAACCAGUGUCAGAUGGAGGUGUUUGCCUGUCGAAAUGGGACACGCAUCAAGCAGGUUCCACUGUCCCAAUGUCCUCACAUGAAGACUACGGUGGAGGAGAGGCAACCGACAGCACGCCAGGAAACUGAGCAGCCCUCAGUGCCUGUACACACAGGUGAAGAGGAGCAGGGAUCCAUGGCAGAGGUGUCCUACUACUCCUAUGAAUACGACUCAGAUUCUGAGCCUUUCCUUGCUGAUGCAGAGGGAAGGGACCAUUUUGACCUUCCUGAAGGUGGGGAGGAUGUAGAGCAGAAGGUGCUCCUGCCAGCAGAUACCCAGCUACCCACACUGGACACAAAAAACACCCCUGAACGAUGAAACCCUCACAGAGUGAAGCCAUACCCACCUCCAAAUUGUACAUUAUUUGUGAAUAUGCUAGUGAAUGGAAAGAGAAGAGAGACUUGGGACUUGUCCAGCCUGAAAGGAAGAGAUGGUGGGGUCUGGAGAAUGAGAGUGUGACUUUGUGUGCGAGUGUAUGUUAUUAGGUUUUAGAUUGUUUUGAAUGAUAGAGCGGAUGCAUUUAUGUUUGUGUGUGUGUGGUUGGAUGUGACUGUGUAUGCUUGUUAUUAAGAUAGUGUCCUCCAGACUUUUAUUUUUCUUCCUCCAGACUCCUAGUCACCAAUAGGCACCAUAGCGUCUUUGUUAUUCACUGUACUGCCUUUAUAAUCACUAGAAGAAAUAAUCAAGUAUUUAUGUUUGUAAUUACACCUGACUUUAAGCAAAAUAUUUUGUUAUAUUUUCUAUCUGUGGUAUUUAUUUGUAGCUAGAGGUCAUAUCUUUUUUUUUUUUUUUUUUUUUUUGUCAUUGCCUGCCCAUACAUUCUACUUUUUUUGCCCUUGUGGUUCUUUCAGUUCGAACAAGAGAUACAGUAUGUGCUAUCAAAGGCAUUUUUUUCUUUCAUAGCAAGCUUUAACCCAAUUAUUGAAACGUUUGCUGAAAUUCUUGUGCUGGUAUCCUGCUGGAAGAAGACAUAUGCUAACCAUAUGCUUUACAGAAACAUAAGCUGAAAUGUUUUUCAUUUUUGAGAUUUUUUUGGGCUUUUUGCCGUUAUUAGACAGCACAGUAGAGAUUGACAGGAAACUUGCAGAGAGAGAGAGGGGGACUGACAUGCAACAAAGGCCUCUGGCCGACUCAAACCAUGGACUUUACAGUUACAAGAGAUGCGUCUUUCGACCAAUGGUGCACCGGGAUGCACCAGCUGAAAUGUUUCUGAAACUAUUGUAUCAAGACACGAACAUCAUCUACUCUCAAGUCACCUUACACCUUACCUACCUUGAGAUUUGAUUGUACAGUUCAUAAGCUAUUGUGUUUUUGUUAAAUUUUUAUUCGUGAAGCAGUCAACUUAAAAAUCAAGAAUGAAGUUUUAAAUUCCUGUAAAUGUACCAAAUUUGGUUAAAUGUAGCCCCGAUUCAUAUCAAAUAUUGUGCUUUUUAAAACAAACGAGAAUAAAAUUUGUAUACAAUC
This is a messenger RNA of Seriola aureovittata, 7339 nucleotides long. RefSeq names its product C3 and PZP like alpha-2-macroglobulin domain containing 8 (gene cpamd8). NCBI's taxonomy places the organism in Eukaryota, Metazoa, Chordata, Actinopteri, Carangiformes, Carangidae. The transcript has 44 exons. Gene Ontology annotation, molecular function: endopeptidase inhibitor activity; protein binding. Gene Ontology annotation, cellular component: extracellular region. The coding region runs from base 590 to 6193 and encodes 1867 amino acids. The record is from RefSeq and is a predicted model, not a curated record.